Lolium perenne is the source of this 501-nucleotide messenger RNA. Lineage: Eukaryota; Viridiplantae; Streptophyta; Magnoliopsida; Poales; Poaceae. The record is from RefSeq and is a predicted model, not a curated record.
CGCCGCCUCCCCCUCAUGGCCUCCACCUCCAACUCGACCGCCGCUGCCUCCCCCUCCUCCCCCCUCCGCCGCCGCCCCCCGCUUCCUCUAACCGCCGCCUCGCCAUCAUCACCCCCCAGGAUCCGCUUCCCAACCCCCGAUCCAGCAGCUCAGCCAUCCACCACCUCCCCCUCCUCCACUGCUCGAUCCCUUCCCCGCGUCCAGAGAUCCCCCCAGCUCCGUCGGCUCAAUUCCAUCCAGUGGCUCCCCAUCACCACCCCCAGCCUUCCUCACAGGGCUUUGGCUGCCGUCGUCCUCCACGCGCAGGCGCAGCUCGCGCCACGGGGAGGCCUCCUUCCCGGCGUCCUCCACGAGGCGAUUCUGCCGCAGCAGUACUCCGACGUGAUGCGUCCCGGCGGUCUCUUCCCACGACCUCGCUGGGAACAAGUCCACCCCCGUGUGGCCGGUGAGGCGCCUCUCCUCUUCUCUCUCCCUCCCUUGAUAACUCCUGUACUUCACUAG